AUUUAUGUAAUCAAUUGUAUAUAGGUCCCGUGGCUCAGGUGGUAGAACGUUCAUUCGGAAAGCGAGAGAUCCAGGGUUCGAAUCCCGGCGUGCAAUUUCUUAAAUUCUCUUCUUCUCUAGGUGGUAUAUCUAUUCGACUUACUUUUAAGUGAAGGGUAUCUUCCUUCUGUUCGCCAACCCUCUUGCUGCAGCGUUUUCUACUGGUUCAAUUCUAACGAAUAUAAUAGUGAUAUACAGUUCUAAUAAAAUAUCCAAAUGAGCAUUCAACCCCAGCUAAUACCAUCCAAUCUCUACUGUAAAAUUUACUCUUGACCCUUGCUUUGUCCAUAUAAAAAUCUCCGUUACUUCCCAGAGUGGUUCUCCACAACCACCAAUCCACAUUUGUCAUAUACAAAACAGAUGAUGGAUCCCACCCGUUGACAAUCAACUUUUCCGAAAAUUCAAAAUUUUUAAUUAACAGUCGUCAAUUGGCAUCCAAAAAAAUUCGUUAAUUGAUCAAUAAUAUAUUUGGAGUAUAUUAUUCGAAUCAAAAUAUAAUGAAUAUCCCCCAACCAGUAUUCAAAAUUCUUCUUCCAUCUCUUUACGAUCGAUCCUAUUUAGAAAAUUUAAUUAAGGGAGGGUUACCAUAAUCACACAGUGGUAUAUUGUUCCUUAGUACGGAGCUACAUAGUGAGAUAUUGCGCUCAUCAGUAUCUCAUUAUGAAGAUAACGGUUUGGUACAAACUGUGAAUUGUGGAAAGAAGAAGAAAGCCUGCGAACCCUUAUUGUUUAAGGAUUAAUGGAAUACCUCUAGAAUCUUAGGAUUUGAGAAGUUGUCACGUAGUUUAAUUGGAUAAAAACCCUUGCUCGAUAAACUUGUUAGAACGCGUAAUACCCCUAGGACCUAUUUCUUUUUGUUACUUUUUUAGAUUUAUUUCUAUGACAUCUUUCAUAUAUCUCUCAUGAGAUAUUUAAAUUUUUUAUACUGUGCAACGCUUAUUAACCAUUUAACUGCGGCGCAUUUAAUUGAGAACCACAUCAAUAUAUACGCUGAUAUUUCUCUUGUGGUGGGGAUUACUCUAGUAGUUCAUAUUUCUUCUGUACUUUUUGUUAUAUGAACAGCCUUAAGGCCACACAGAAUAUCGAAUAAUAUUAUAGUUAUAUAUAUUCCCAGCAGAAAGCGCUAUCAGUUACACAUAGUUUUAAAGUUACACACGUCAUUUUAUGGGCGACGAACACGUGGUGGUUUAAUUGUUUAAAUAAUAUUGAUGCUGUUUUAUAUAUCAUGGAAACAAACAAUAAAAUACAAUACUUGAUCGUGGACACAAGUGCUUUUAUUAAAAAUGCACCACUGCAGGAUAUCGGUGUUAAUAUUAUAACCGAACAAGAUGUAGUUAAUGAGAUAACCAAUAAACGCCAGUUGCGAAGGCUAGUUGUACUUCCAUAUGAUUUAAGUGUUGAAAGUGCUUUUCCAGAGAACAUUAAAUUUGUUACUGAAUUCGCAAAGAAAACAGGUGAUUAUACUAGUUUAUCUGCCACCGAUGUUAAAGUAAUUGCACUUACGUAUCAAUUGGAAAAAGAAAAAGUAGGUACAGAACAUUUAAAGGAAACCCCGACUAUUGUAAAGACUAUUAACAGUGCAAAACAUAAUAAAAACUCUUCAAAACCUAUUGUUGGAUUCUAUAUACCAAAGAAAAAAUCCAAAAAAACAAGUAAAACUAAAGAUAAAAAAAAUGUAAUAGAAAAUGAGGAAGAAGUAUACGUUGAUUCUCUUCUUGUAAAUGAAGUUGAUAUUAAAGAAAACGAAGAAGGUCAAGAAGAGAAGGAAAACAAAAAUGAUGAUGAAUGUCUAGAAGAUGAAGAAGAUCGAUUUUCGUCAGAUACUACAGAAUCUUCUGAUGAUGAAUAUGUAUCCAAUAAUGAAACAGCUACAUCUGAUGUAGACGAUAAUGUAGAUAUUGAAACAAAAGAUUUGGCAGAAAAAUUUUCAAAUCUUAAUUGCGAGCCAUCACAAUUGGAGAUUCAGAGUGAAGAUGGAAAUACACAUAACGUAGAUGAUAUUCUUGCGACUAUAUCCGAUGAGGAAAAUAAAGAUUCAUUAGAAGAGUCAAAUGAAUCUGAUGAUGAUUGCAAUAAUGAUAACGAUUGGAUUACACCAAAUAAUAUUAAAAAUGUAAGAAAGCAAAUGGACUCUGAUGUACUUAAAGAAAAAUCUGCUACCGUUGCUUGUUUAACAAUGGAUUUUGCAAUGCAAAAUGUUUUAAUGCAAAUUGGAUUGAACGUAGCCUCAUUGGAUGGAAAAGUAAUCAAACAAAUGCGAACAUUUAUAUUUAGAUGUUACGCUUGUUUCAAAACUACCAGCAUAAUGACCAAAGUAUUUUGUCCUAAUUGUGGUAAUAAAACGUUAAAAAAAGUUGCUAUUUCGUUAGAUGACAAUGGCAAACAACAAAUUCAUAUUAAUACACGGAGACCACUUACAGCUAAAGGGAAGAAAUUCUCCUUGCCAAAACCACAAGGUGGAAAACAUGCAAAUAAUCCAAUACUUUGCGAGGAUCAACCUAUGCCACAACAACGUAUUUCUAAAUUGGCAAGAACCAAAAAUGAUCCACUAUACGAUGACUACAUAGCAGGAUUUUCUCCAUUUGUUACACGAGAUGUAUAUUCUAAAUCUGCUAUGUUAGGUAUUCGAUCGAAUGGUGGUGUUAAAUAUUGGAUGAAGAAAAAUCCAAAUGAAUCUAGGAAAAAACGAAAAUAAUCUAAAAAUAAUAGAUUAUUAUUUGUUAUAUGAUGUGUAAAUGUAAAUGUAAUUUAUAUUAAUAUUUUCUAAAAAUU
Molecule: messenger RNA, 2811 nt
Organism: Polistes canadensis
Lineage: Eukaryota; Metazoa; Arthropoda; Insecta; Hymenoptera; Vespidae
Product: RNA-binding protein NOB1
Exons: 6
Coding region: 1265-2734 (489 amino acids)
Biological process (GO): maturation of SSU-rRNA; ribosomal small subunit biogenesis
Cellular component (GO): preribosome, small subunit precursor
Molecular function (GO): RNA endonuclease activity
Source: RefSeq, a predicted model, not a curated record